Acanthopagrus latus (yellowfin seabream) is the source of this 6325-nucleotide messenger RNA. Its product is annotated as WD repeat-containing protein 37. Gene Ontology annotation, cellular component: preribosome, large subunit precursor. Gene Ontology annotation, molecular function: protein binding. Lineage: Eukaryota; Metazoa; Chordata; Actinopteri; Spariformes; Sparidae. The transcript is spliced from 14 exons. The record is from RefSeq and is a predicted model, not a curated record. The coding region runs from base 207 to 1697 and encodes 496 amino acids.
AUCUCCGGACCGGAAUUGGCUUCGUUAUCUUCUCUCACGGAGCGGAGCUCGUCAACUGUCAACACGGACACCGGACGAAACCUGCGCCGCUUUCACACACACCGAAGAAAAUGAUACAAAGGGCGACACUCCCGACAAUAUCCCGGAAUCAAACUUCGCAUUUGUAGACUUUCUGACUGUGGUUACAUCUGGUUUUGGAAGCAGCGAUGCCGGUCGAGAGCGGGAGCAGCGCCGCCGCCCGCCAGCAGAAGCAGAAGAGGAAGUCCCACAGCCUGUCGAUCCGCCGGACCAACAGCACCGAGCAGGAUCGCUCCGGCCUGCAGAGGGACAUGCUGGAGGGACAGGACUCCAAGCUGCCUCUGUCUCUGAGGAGCAACCUGCUGGACCUGUUCAGUCAGAUCGAGAGGGAGUUUGAAAACCUCUACAUUGAAAACCUGGAAUUACGCAGAGAAAUCGAAACGCUGAACGACCGCUUAGCUGCAGAAGGUCAGACGUUUGAAGGGGCAGAUUUAGCCAAAGGAGCCCUGAAAACCAAAGCAAGUCACAGCACCAGCCAGCUGUCACAGAAACUAAAGACGACCUACAAGGCUUCAACAAGCAAGAUUGUGUCCAGUUUCAAAGCGACCACGUCCAGAGCCGUGUGCCAGCUGGUCAGGGAGUAUGUGGGCCACCGAGACGGCAUCUGGGACCUGAGCGUCACCAGGACGCAGCCUGUGGUGCUCGGGACCGCGUCUGCAGACCACACCGCCAUGCUGUGGAGCAUUGAGACGGGAAAGUGCCUCCUCAAAUAUCUGGGCCAUCAAGGGUCAGUAAACUCCAUCAAGUUCCACCCCUCUGAGCAGAUGGCUCUCACAGCCUCUGGAGACCAGACAGCUCACAUCUGGAGAUACAUGGUCCAGCUGCCGACUCCACAGCCCGUCGCUGAUGUUAGCCAGCAGACGCCCUGCGAAGACGACGUGGACUUUUCAGACAAGGACGAGGCCGACGGCGAGAUCGACGGUCCAAACGACUGUCCUUCUAUCCGUGUGGCGACCACGACUCUGCGCAGCCAUCAGGGUGUGGUGAUCGCUGCCGAUUGGCUGGUCGGGGGCAAACAGGUGGUGACGGCCUCGUGGGACCGAGCCGCCAACCUGUACGACGUGGAGACAUCAGAGCUCGUCCACUCGCUCACCGGUCAUGACCAGGAGCUGACCCACUGCUGCACACACCCCACCCAGCGUCUGGUGGUCACCUCGUCCAGAGACACCACCUUCAGACUGUGGGACUUCAGAGACCCGUCCAUCCACUCGGUCAACGUGUUCCAGGGACACACUGACACGGUGACGUCCGCUGUGUUCACGGUGGGAGACAACGUGGUGUCUGGGAGUGACGAUCGAACCGUCAAAGUGUGGGACCUGAAGAACAUGAGGUCUCCCAUAGCAACCAUCCGCACGGACUCCGCCGUCAACAGGAUCAGCGUGUCGGUGAACCAGAAAAUCAUCGCUCUUCCUCACGACAAUCGGCAGGUCCGGCUGUUCGACAUGUCCGGGGUGCGACUGGCUCGACUCCCGCGAAGCAACAGACAGGGUCACCGGCGUAUGGUGUGCUGCUCCGCCUGGUGUGAAGACAACACCUCCUGCAACCUGUUCACCUGCGGCUUCGACCGGCAGGCGAUUGGCUGGAACAUCAACAUUCCCGCCCUGCUGCAGGAGAAAUGACCUCCACCUCCUGCUGCUGCCACCUCACAGUGAAACUCCACCCAGAGUCUGUGUGUGUGUGUGUGUGUGUGUGUGUGUGUGUGUGGAGCUUCAAACACUCACGUCCUGCAGGCUGAGAAGGUGGCGUUAAAACGUUUAGACACACACGUCUCAGUGAAAGUGAAGUUACAGACUUUUAACAGCCGUCUUUUGAGUCUGCGGGAGGUCAGUAUUUGACGCUUGAAGCUCCCUGAGGUCAGAGAAAAGGACUCGCGCUCGCUGUCUACUCGAUCUGUCACGCUCUUUAACUCAGCAUGCCAAUUUACACAUUUGUGAAGAGAUUUCUUCUCAUACAAAAGAAAAGAAAAACAAACAGCUGCGUACCACUGAUGAAAAAACUAAAAAGGCAGAACGCACAACGAGUUAGAUACGUGACAUGCUGCGCUAACGUGUUUGAUGCUAACUGAAGCAAAAAUACAGUAAAUCUCAUCUGUGCCACUAAGAAUGACAGGAAAAUCCACUAGUUUCAUAUAGAGGGUCGGUGUUUUGUGUAUUUCAGGAGUAAAAUCUGUGAUAACUCUCCGUUUUAGCUCCUGCUUUAGUUUUAUUUCCUGAUUGCUGAGAUCAAAAUGGCAGCUCAAGAAAGAAGCGCUCCUGGAAUUGACUUAAAAAAUCUUCUUUUUUUUAGCAUUGAGGGAUCUAAAUUGUGUUCGGCUAGUUUUCAGUGUUGGUUAGCUUGUUGUUAAAAGUGAGUUUCAUUCCAAAAUGUGAGUUUGGCCCUUGAGAUUCAAAGCUGAAAGGUGCAAUAUGUAAUAAUUAGCUAAAAUUCACAGAAAUUAUCACCAGAACGUACUUAAAUCAGAGUUUUUACGUUACGUCUUUGUGUAGCAGAGAUAUUUAUUGAAGUUAGGCUGCAUAGCCUGAUGCUGAAUAACACAAACACUCUCCUGGUGAGCUAAUGCAGCCGCUAGCUACAGUUAGCUAUCGAUAGCCACAGUUAGCUGUUACUCUGGUGAUUUGUUGUUGUUUAUUUGUAGUACAAAUACUUAUAUAUUGCACCUUUUAACUAUUCGUAUUCAAAGCUUGUAAGACAUGUGACACUGUCCCUUUAAUAUGAGUGUUUUCUCUGCUCUUGUUUGUUGUGUUAGAGGUCCAGGAGUCGCUGUGUGAUUCAGUAAUGCACCUUUUUUUAAAAAUACCAACAGCUGUUACAGUUAUUUUUCCCUUUACAGCUUCUGUAAAUAGUCAACAGAGCCAGAAUGGGAAAAAGCUCAGUGAGUUUGUCGUCUGCACAGUCAGAUGCUUUUGGUUCACAACCCGAACAGGUUUCAUGGUCCAGUUCUGUUGUGAAAAAAAAAAAAAAAAAUCACAGUGGUUGAUUAAGGAACUGAAACUAGCUGCUCUCUCUACUGUGUCAAAAAAAAAAAAAAAGAGUGAAUCAUCUCCAGUGCUGGCAGCGGUGCUUUGUUAGAACAGAUUCUGUUGUUCUGUGUGGACCGAAGCGUCUCCAGUGUCGUAGGUUUUUCUCCCGUUCGACCUCCCACGUGAUCUUUGCUGUGAUCGGUCACUCUGCUCACAGUGUCGCCGUCUGGAUAUGACUGUGUUUCUGCUUCCAUAAAGCCACGAACCAGCCACUGUGUGUCCAGUAGACAAAAAGAAGUCGACUCCCUGCCUGGUUGACAGUUUUGUUGAUCGAGGCUGAUAAAAUGUGUAGACAGUCGUCGCUCUCGUCUGUAGGGAGGAAACGGCGAUUUCAGAGUUUCUGUGCGUCGCAAAAAAAUGAAAUCUUUGAUCUGUAAAGAGCAACACCUGUUGAAACGGUUGUACAGCAGGGCCGGGUACUGAGGCGCCGCUCACACUUCUAACUGUGAAGGAUUACCUGGACAGGAAUCAUGGAACUGUGGUUUGGUCACUGAUCAGAUUAUGUUGGCAGAUUCUUACACAUUUACAAAAAAAAAAAUCAGGAUAAAGACGGAGAAAACUGUUCAUACUAUUCAUGGAGGUAAAACACGUUGAUUGUUGCUCUGUUUCCACCUCAGCAUGUCGUCUUUGUUCAGAUAUCACAGCUCUCGUAAUCGAAAACUGUAAAAAAAAAAAAAACACAAUGUCUCUCUGGGCGUUGUUCGUUUUAAUCAGUCAUCGGAUUAAUUUCCAGAAACGUCAGACUUUUUAGUUCCCGAGUUUAAUUUCUGGCGCUCCUUAUUUUAAUUGAGUAUAAAAUGAGAGCACGCCACAUCAGCUCGAUUGUAAAAAGAAAAACCCGAGGAGGAAGAAAAUGAGAGCUUGUCUUAACUUUUAAUGAACUUCCAUAAUUGUGCACUUUGUAAAUGAUCCUUUUUGGCCUUUUCAUGGCUUUAAUCGAUCGAUCAGCUGGAGAGAGAGGAGGGAUGACGUCGAGCAAAAGGUCUGAUUUGCACUUUAGUAAAUUAUAUAACUUUACCAACAGUUAUUAAUUCUCUAGUGGCUCCUUUUAUCAAAUGAUAUUGAUCUUAAACUUAUGACAACUGAACUAAUUCUCUCCAGGUUUUAGUCUUAAUUUGUCCGCCUGUUUUUAAUGACAUGUACAUUAAAAAGUCGUCACUGUGAAAACUGUCGGUACAGAAGCGUCCUCAGACGUUCAGAAUAUGAGAACAAGCAGAUUUGCGUGGAGUUAAAAUGAAUCCGCUGUCGAAUCUGAUUUCAUUCAACUUCAAAAACAUAAAUUAAAAACUGAGAUUUGAAAUGUUGUGUGUCUGACGUUCCCUCGGCCGCCCGGCCCUGCUGUCGCACCGAUACUUGACAUGAUUGUAAAAAAACAAAACAAAACCUUUUCUGUUUCAGUUUCUCGCAGUGCCCUUUAGUCGUUGGUGUUGAAACACUGUGGUGACGAUUCUGUCAGUGACAUGUUUGUAACGGUACUUUACAACAAAAAAACAAAAAACUAGUGAAAUCUCCGAGGAGUGUCGUGAUGCGUUCGCUGCCACCUGCUUUGCUUUUCCCACUGCCACUAAAAAAAUACUCUGCCAAAGCUGCGUUCAAGUGAACGGGAGAGGCUGUAGUGAUGUGUGUGUGUGUGUAUGAUGAUUUCACUAUGAGAACAAAAUCUGUGUGUGUGUCUGAAAAAAAACCGUGGUUGGUGUUGUGAUGCGUUCGGACUGUAGUGCGACCGUCGUACUUUUGUGUUGCAGCAGUAACACGACGAACAAGCACACGUUUAUUUCCAAAAUGAUUGUUUCGAAGUCUAGCUUUAGAUUUGUGGAGCGUCGUUUCGCUGGUUUGUAACAAAAAAAACAAAAGAGUUCAUUCAAACUAAAAAAAAAAACAUGACAUGAUGAACAUUUUUCUCCUCUCGGUGGGUUAAAAGCACAUUUUUCUGUGAGCACCCACAGUUUUUAUGUGUAUUAACACUUUACAGCUGCACUUUAAGCCCAGUGAGAGUUUCCGAUCCGUACGUUAAAGAUAAGUGAGGGCAGCUGCAGAUGUAAAGUGUUAAACCUCGUCUCACUUUAAACCCAUAACAUUUGUAUCAUAUAAAUUGUAAUAUAUGAGGAGAGUGGCUGGUUUUUCGGGCUGCGUAGUGUUUUUCCAGCUGCAGCAGUUUUAUUAUUAGCCUUUAUAACUCGAUGACACGAUCGCUCCUGCAGCUCACGUGUUUUUAUUUGGUGUAAAUUCAGUUUUAUUGCUUCGUGAUGGAUGAUUUCUUUAGUUCAUGUGUGUCAGAAGGCUUUGCAUUCACAUCAAACAGAGCUCAUUUUGUCGUUUGGACCAGAGACGGUGAACAAUUAUAAAUUAGCCUGAUGCUACAUUUUCAUCUGACUUCUGGUGUGAAUUUUCUAAUCAUAUUGUUGGAAAUAACUUUAAAUAAUCCGUGGCUUUAUUUCCUCUUAAUUCAACCUUUGAUUUGAAGUCGUCGUGUCUGGUUUAACUGACGAAACAGUUUGUUUGUGUGAAGAACAUUUAAAAACUGACACAUUUCCUCCGUGUUCCCGUGAUAACGAGCAAAAUUUGACUUGAUUUCUUGAGGUCAGGAUUAAUUUCUGUCAUCAUCCAUGAGAAGUUUGUUCCUUCUUAUUACUCACAGCUUCAUGUUUGUUACGUCAGCAGUGCCGUGUCAGCAUACAUGGCAUCCUGACAUGUGAGGCAACUGAUUUCUGAGUCCCAAAUCCUUUUUUCUCAGGAUGAAAUCUCUCGUUAACUCUGGAAAACAAGUCAGAUUUAACUCGUUAUCACAGAGAAUCGGAGGAAAUAAAACGUUGGACCGACGACUGUUCGGGGCUUCUGUAGAUCUUUAGUUCAUCCAGUAUUGUUUUAUCUUCCUUCGCUGCAUUUUCUACCAACACUGAGCCACGUUCAUAACUCGCCUGUUCUUUAACCGAAUGUUCAGUCGCACUGAUCUCAUUCUGGAUCACAUCGUCACCGAGAGUCGGCCGUCUCAGAUCUGCCGUCUCGAAGCCUUCUUGUUAAACUGUGGCUCUCUGGUGUAAACAGUGUUGUGUGUGAUCAAAGUGGUUUGAUGUAGAAACGACGAACACCACAGCUCAGUUCUCAGAAACAAAAAAAUAAUAUAAAAGAUGGAGAUCUGUUGGCUGACAGCGGUUUUGUGGAUUAUAUCUGUGUAAUACGGAACAAGCGUCUGCUUGUGAAAUCAAAAUAAACCUUUCUGUGCUGUU